Molecule: messenger RNA, 8104 nt
Organism: Plectropomus leopardus (leopard coralgrouper)
Lineage: Eukaryota; Metazoa; Chordata; Actinopteri; Perciformes; Serranidae
Gene: brwd1
Product: bromodomain and WD repeat domain containing 1
Biological process (GO): cytoskeleton organization; regulation of cell shape; regulation of transcription by RNA polymerase II
Cellular component (GO): nucleus
Molecular function (GO): protein binding
Source: RefSeq, a predicted model, not a curated record
UCCUUCCAAUGGCGACUGCAAACAGGCUGAAUAGAAAGCGGGAGCAACCGUGGAGGGGGUCAGAGCUGUGUAACCGAAAUUAAAUAAAUAUAUCCUAUUCUCUGUAGUCAUAAAGUUAUACUAAAAUUCGCUUCGCCUCUCCAAUCACGGCUGAUUCAAUGGCCAAAAAUCGGAACAUUUCGCUCCUUGAGUCGGAGCUCUAUUACUUGAUUUCUCGUUUUCUAACAACGGGUCCAUGUCGGAGAGCGGCUGAGGUCCUGGCGAGCGAACUAGAGGAAUAUCAGCUCUUACCCGGGAGAUUGGACUGGCUGGGAAACGAGCACCCGAGAACAUAUGAAGAUGUGGUUGCAGCCAACAGACAUAUUGCUCCAGACCAUUUGCUACAGAUAUGUAAGCAGAUUGGACCAAUUCUUGACCAAGAGGUGCCAUCGUGUGUCCCAGGUGUACACUCUCUCUUGGGGUCUGGACAGCAGUCAAUGCUUAGGACCCGAAAAGACUGCGACAAUGUGCGGUUUAACGCUUCAUCAUAUGCAGCCCUUCACCGGGGCAGACCACCAGAGAGGCCUUUGAACUGCAAGAAACCUUCACACCUAGUGAAGGUCCAUCGAGGGAGAGAGCUGACGGGAGUGCAGCGCUUCAGCUCCAUCAAUCCUGUCAGUAACUAUGAACACAUGCGGCUGCACAGGCGGAUCCUGGGGCAUCUGUCUGCUGUGUACUGUAUCGCAUUUGAUCGCACCGGUCUCAGGAUCUUCACAGGCUCGGAUGACUGUUUGGUGAAGAUUUGGUCUUCAUUUGAUGGAAGGCUUCAUUCGACGUUGCGAGGACACUCUGCAGAGAUCACAGACUUGGCGGUUAAUUAUGAGAACACACUAAUUGCCGCAGGAAGCUGUGACAAGACCAUCCGUGUGUGGUGCCUUCGUACCUGUGCCCCUGUUGCUGUGCUGCAGGGGCACAGUGGAUCCAUUACCUCCCUACAGUUCUCACCGUUUGCCAAGGGCUCAAAACGUUACAUGCUGUCCACUGGAACUGAUGCUACUGUCUGCUUCUGGCAGUGGGAUGUCAACAACAUCAACUUCAGUGAUCGGCCACAUAAAUUUACAGAGCGGCCGAGGCCAGGAGUUCAGACAGUGUGUUCCUCAUUCAGUCCAGGCGGGAUGUUCUUAGCAACAGGAAGUACUGAUGAUGUCAUCAGGAUAUAUUACUUGGGAGGCGGGAGUCCAGAAAAGAUAUCAGAGCUCCAUGAGCACACGGACAAAGUUGAUAGUAUCCAGUUUUGCCACUCAAGUGAAAGGUUUGUGAGUGGAAGUCGAGACGGAACAGCACGAAUCUGGAAGCUCCAUUUACGGCAGCAGUGGAGGUGCAUCCUGCUCAACAUGUCUGCCACUCUUCCAGGUGUUGAACCAAUGAGUGAAGAGGAAAGCUACUUCAAACCCAAAGUUACCAUGGUAGCGUGGGAUCGCCAUGAUAAUACAGUCAUCACGGCUGUUAACAACCAUCUCCUCAAAGUGUGGAACUCCUACACAGGACAGCUGCUACAUAUCCUUAAAGGCCAUGAGGCUGAGGUAUUUGUGCUGGAGCCGCACCCUUUUGACCCCAGGAUCAUCCUGUCUGCCGGCCAUGAUGGGAAUGUCUUCAUAUGGGAUCUGUUACGAGGGACAAAUACACAGCAUUACUUCAACAUGAUUGAAGGCCAGGGUCAUGGAGCCGUUUUCGACUGCAAAUUCACCCCCGAUGGCCAUCGUUUUGCCUGCACAGACUCCCAUGGCCAUCUGCUCAUCUUUGGCUUCGGCAGUUCUAAGCCGUAUGAGAAGCUUCCAGAUCAGGUGUUCUUCCACACAGACUACCGACCGCUGAUCCGAGACACCAACGGCUUUGUGCUGGAUGAACAGACACAGCAAGCACCCCAUCUCAUGCCCCCACCCUUCUUGGUGGACGUGGAUGGAAACCCUCAUCCACCAAGGUACCAGCGUCUUGUCCCAGGUCGAGAGAACAUUGCUGCUGAGCAUCUGGUUCCUCAGCUGGGAUAUGUAGCCACCAGUGACGGCGAGGUUGUGGAGCAGGUAAUCAGCCAGCAGACUGCAGAGCCCGAUGAGGUUGCGACAAGACGCAGCAGCCUUUUGGACGAAGCCAUCCGUCAUCUCCAGGAGCGGCAGGACCGUCAGAAUCAGCUUGGGACAGAAGCAGCUCCAGGUGCUGGACCAGGACCUGAAGGACAAGCGGAGGCACAGGGCCCAGCCUUGGCACCAGCACCAAGCACACCACGCAGAGUGUCUGUGAAUGAUCGCGCAGACGUGCAGUCACCGCCUAAUGUGGGUUUGCGCCGCAGUGGACAGGUAGAGGGUGUGAGGCAGAUGCACCAGAAUGCUCCUCGCAGCCAGAUGGCCACAGAGAGAGACCUGCAGGCCUGGAGACGCAGAGUGGUGGUGCCUGAGGUGGCACCCAGCAGCUACAGGGACCAGGAGGAGAUUCGAACAUCCAGAGGAGAUGAGGAGAUGGCUCUGUACAACGCAAAGAAAAGACGCAUUAUCUACAGCAGUUGUCGAGAUGAUUCAGAUGAAGAGCCUCCCACCACAAAGCGAGCGCAUGGCCGCAGUGACGCGCUGGAAUACAUCGACUUGUCAUGUGAAGAGGGAGAGGAGACUGCAAGCUCGGAGGUACACUCUGAGGACAAUGAAAUGGAUGGCAGUGAUUUGGAUUCUUCCAACGAUGAGGAAGAGUGGAACAGUGACAGCUCAAGCCACACGUCCAGCGAGUACUCGGACUGGACGGCAGAUGCUGGCAUCAACCUGCAGCCCUCCACCCCCUUGUCAUCACGGAAACGAGUGCGGCGCCGACUCAGCAGCUCUGAAGAGGAGGAGGAUGAGAAUGAGGAAGAGGAGGAGAAGCAGCAGCAGCAGAGUGAUGAUGACGAAAAAACUGGCGAGGAAAAAGCUGGCAAGAAAAGCAAAGAGAAGUCUAAAAAAGCAAAGAACAAGUCGCCCAGGCGUCCAAAGGUUCGACCUUCCAUCAACAGAGAAGUGUCUAACGAGUUCAGACCCUCACCAUGGAUCACUGAUGUCAUUCCCAGGAAGUCUCCUUUUGUUCCCCAAAUGGGGGAUGAGGUGAUCUACUUUCGGCAGGGACACGAGGCAUAUGUUGAGGCAGUGAGCCGGAGUGAGCUGUAUCCCAUUAACUUAGACAAACAGCCCUGGAAGAAAAUGGAACUGCGGGACCAAGAGUUUGUGAAGAUCACCGGAAUCAAAUAUGAAGUCUGUCCUCCAACACUUUGCUGUUUGAAGCUGACUCUGAUCGACCACGGCACUGGCAAAAUAUCAGACAGGUCGUUUUCUGUCAAGUAUCACGACAUGCCAGAUGUCAUCGAUUUCCUUGUUUUGAGGCAAAGUUAUGACGAGGCGCUUCGUAGAAACUGGCAACCAAACGACCGGUUCCGUUCAGUAAUAGACGACGCCUGGUGGUUUGGGAUGAUUGUCUGUCAGGAACCGUACCAGCCUGAAUACCCUGACAGUCUCUUCCAGUGCUUCAAAGUCAAAUGGGACAACGGGGAGACAGAGAAACUGAGUCCUUGGGAUGUGGAGCCGAUUCCAGAUGAUGCCCAGCAGCCAGAGACAGAAGGCGGCGGCAUUCCUGUGACUGCAGAAGAGAUGAGUGAGCUGAUGUACAAGCCUCUGCCUGGGGAGUGGGGGGAGAGGAGCAGGGACGCGGAGUGUGAACGUAUCGUUGCCGGCAUUGACCAACUCAUCACCGUCGAAAUUGCAGCUCCCUUCUCUGGUCCUGUAGACUUAGUUCAGUAUCCCACCUACUGCACUGUGAUCGCCUAUCCCACUGACCUUGGCACAAUCAGACUGCGACUCAUAAACAGAUUCUACAGGCGCCUCUCAGCAUUAAUUUGGGAUGCCAGGUAUAUUGCACAUAACGCCCGCACUUUCAAUGAGCCAAGGAGCAAGAUAGCCCACUCUGCAAAGAUCAUCACAAAUGUCCUCCAGAAGUUUGUCAAUAAUCCAAGCUGCACAGAUAUCAUGGAGAUUUACAAUGCUGUUGAAGAAAUGGAUGAUGAUGAUGAGGAAGAGGAUACAGAGGCACCGGGAACAUCUUCUGGACACAGACUGCGUCAGCGUCCUGUCGAGGUGGUGCCUGACAGAGACGCCUGGAAGGAACAGUGCAAGAAUCUACUCAACUACAUUUUCGAGUGUGAAGACUCAGAACCGUUCAGACAGCCUGUGGAUCCUCAGAACUAUCCAGACUACCAUGACAUCAUUGACACACCAAUGGACUUUGGCACAGUGAAAAGGACCCUGGGGGAAGACCGCUAUGAAAAUCCUGUAGAGCUGUGCAAAGACACCCGACUAAUAUUUGCCAAUGCUAAAGCCUACACACCCAAUAAACGCUCCAAGAUUUACAGUAUGACCUUGCGGCUCUCUGCCUUCUUCGAGGAGCACAUCAGAGCAAUCAUAUCUGAAUACAAAACUGCCAUCAAGAGCAGCGACAGGCUCCGCCGCAGUCAGCGGUUCCGCAAGAAAAUGCAGCAGCAGGAUCAGUCCAACGCCACAUCAAGUCAUAAGAGAGCUGCUGUAAAAACUCAGGAAAAAGUGGAGCCGACGUCAGUGACCAAAUCUACCUCAGCCAAAGUGUCUGUCCCUGAAAGAGUCAGGAGGAGUCGAAGCAGCAGCUCAGGUCACAGCUCGUCAGAUGACGACUCCGGCUCCAAAGCUGCUUCAUCAACACCAGAGUCUGACAGUGAGAGUGAGCUGAGUGAGUCAGAGGUGGAGAAACGCCCUGGUUCCUCAAGGCACCCUCAACUCAGACAGAAAGCAAGAGUUACAAGAAGCAACCGUGCCAAGCAGAGGAAAAAAGUUGCAGAGAGUGAUAGUGAAGAGGAGGAUGAAGACGAAGAAGAAGAGGAGGAGGAAUUUGAUAGUGAUGGUGAAGAUGGAGAGGAGGGAGGCGUGUCCUCCCAGCCUUCACGGCGUCGUUACCCCAGCAGGAGUAAGACUAGCAGAAGCACGCGGCUGACCAGAAACAGUGCUGGUGCUGACAGGAAGCGCACAGAGGGCAGAGCAGAGGUGAACGGCCACAGCAGCAGGUCGUCUCGCAGGGAGAGACGUCACCAGCAGGACUCUGACAGAGCCACAUCCCAGGGCUCCGACAGGGAAGAGGAAGAGGAAAUCACGGUUCGCAGGUCACUCAAGAGAAAGACGGCGAGGGCAGCUGUGAAUAAGAUAAAACUACUUGAAGCAUCAGAUGAGGACUAUGAGGAGGAGGAGGAGGAGGAGAAGCCAAGAAGGAGCAGCAGCCGCCUCCGCCACUCAGUGCGGACCAGCAAACGCACCGCAGUGAUCCAGAGCAGCUCAGAGUCUGAUGAAGAGCCAUCAAGACGGGCGUCUCGGAAAACGAUGGAAUCAGGUAGUGAAUCGAAGGACGAAGGGGACGGCAAUGACAAUGAUGCUUCAUCCUCCUCCCAGAAUCGGCAGAAUGGAGACACAAGGUCCAACAAACAGAAGACAUCAAGACAAGCUGCUAAGCCAAAGGGAAAUGAUACUUUGUCCCAUGUCAACGGCCACAGUGCGAAACAUCACUCGUCCGACAGCAACUCUGAGCAAGAAGACGCUGCAGAGGAGAGCUCUGAAGAAGCUGAUGUUUCUGUGACUCUUAAACCAUCUCGAAGCACUGCAACCACUCCAGCCAGGAAAAAGAGGAUUACAAGUGAGGAGGAAGAGGAGGAGGUAGAGGACACUGAACACAGGACCACACCCCGCAAACUUCCUGUCAGCUCAGACGAAGACAAAGACCACAAUUCUCAGAAACGCCCACACCAAAAUGGAAGAAAUGUGGAGGAAGCAAAUCACAAGGACUCUAAGAAAAAGAGUAAAGUUUCGCCAUCAAGAAGCCAAGACAAACAAAAAUCUGCCUCAACUAAUGAACUGGAUGGUGCUGAAUCGGAGGAGCUCAGUGAUUCCCCAAAGAGAUCCAGCCCACGCAAGAAAGGAUUGAAAAAAAAUGAAGAAAGCAACCACUCCAGUGAGGAAUCUGAAGUUGAAACCAGAUCGAAGCGGCCAACGAGAAACAAGACGAGAUCGAAACGGCCUCGUGGCAACACCUCCGUUUCAGAGAGCUCUGAGCAGGAGUACAAACCCAAGAGGAAGUCGAGGAGGAAACGCUCCACUGGCUCAUCAGACGAAGAGUCAGAUAAUUCAGACAACACAUCAAACAGACGGCUGAAUCUCCGAGCACUACCAAAAAAGAAAUACAUCAGUGACAACUCUCCCUCUGAGGAAGAGUCUGCCUCUGCGAGCCAGCGCAAACAGGGAAACGGUAACAAAAAAGCCACAGUGUCACGGGAAGACAGGUGUAAUAAGAGAGACUCUAACAGAAGCUCUCCCAAUGAAGCCAGGAAUCAGCUGUCUUCCAGCAGAAAACGUAUUUACACCUCAGACUCCGAAGAUGCGGAGGAGGACAAAGAGAAGGAGCCAGCGUCCAAGAACAAUAAAAAUAGCCAGUCGGGCUCCUCAAAACGUCCCAAAAGGGAAUCCAAACCAGAGGAAGGUAACAGCAACAAGGAGGAAACCUCUUCCAAAUCUGAUUCCAGCGAGGAGGCCGAUGUUGGGCGUUCGAGGAGCGUAAAGAAAAACACGAGGCGGCCAAAACACAAACGAAAGGAAAGCUACAGCAGCAGCAAUCACAGCUCUGACUCAGAAAGUGAGCAUUCGUCUUCGGCCUCUGAAAACUCGUACGCCAGCUCAGGGUCCCACAGCAGUCCAAAGAGGAGAAGUCACCGGCGGUCUGGGGUUGGGGAAAGGACUGUCAGCCGCCAGCUCAGGCAGCGCCGCCAACGGUCUGCCUCAGAGGAGGAGGAGGACGACAGCGACGUGUCGUACAGCAAACCACAGCGAAAGACGCGCGUGAACACCCGUAACCGGGGGAAACGGACAGUAAAUUAUCACGACAGCGAAUAAAGGGCGUAGCGGCUGGAACUGUAGAGGAGAGAUGAAGACGGAUAUUAACUGGAGACCUUUAAAAACACUUGAUGGCCGCGUUAUGGUAGUAGCACUGGAGUCCUCGAAAGAAAAUGCUGUGAAUCUGUUUCAUUCAGGGAUAUUUAUAUUUUCUAUGAAAAACAUGUUUAUAGAUGUAAUACAAAUUCAAGCAUUUGAACUGCUGGUUUUCACAAGGAUACAGAGCAAAACGCCACCUCCCAUACUGCUUGUUGUGAUUUGGCCAGCAGAGUUACCAUUCUGGGGAAUCUUGUCAGCUUGGGUGCUAUCUAAUAUACCUCUGUUUAAUCAAGCAUAUUGCUGGCUUGCACUAAGAAACACUGUAAUGAGGUAUUUCAUACACUAGUUUUGCAUUAGAAACUCAGGGGUCAACUAAGUUUACUGUAGUCUCAGACAUGCAGUUGUUUUUUGAGCUUAGGUAAGGACAAGAAACAAUUCCAGGUCGGCAGAUGUCCAAGCACACUCACUGGGACAAAACAAAUCCAUGUUCAGACUUUCGACAACAGCACUCCUUUGUAAAUCCACACACUUCAUGCUUGACUGUAUUAUGAGUUGAUAUGAGCCAAAUGAACAAAUACAAAUUCUUCUCCCCGUACAAUUUCUUUUUUUUUUAUUUUUAUUUUUUAUUAGUUUUGUGUUGUAUUCUAGUAAAUAGAUGUAAAUACGUGAUUGAGAAUCCAUUGACAGGUUUGGUGAUCAGUAGCAAAACUUUUAUUUAAAUUUGAAUUUUUUUUUUCCUUCCUUUUUUUAUUUUACAUUAACUGCAUUGUCUUGCCAUAUGUCACAAAUUGGUACCUUUUUGCCAAGUACAAGUAACCAAAAGUACUUAUUGCAAAAUAACUGUGAUUUCUCAUAUUGGGAAGACCUUUUUAUUGUUGUCCUGUGUUACCUACUUUCAGUAUUAAAUUCUUUUUCAGAGUUGACUUUAAACAUUUUGCCAGUCACAUGGUUUAGUUUUGUUUAUGGGGAGGUUUCUAAAUGCAGUCGCUUUAUGACAUUUUGCUUAAUGUUUUUCGUACUACACCAAUUUCAUGGGAAAACUAUUAACGCAAUGUGGUUGUGGAGUGCAAUGAAUGAGUUAUUCCUCAUAUUAAUAAAGAGAUCAUUUCAAGGUG